GAAAUUUGGCGAAUAUUUCCGCGGAUUACUUAGUCUUAAUUUCAAACAAAAGUUGUUGUUUAUCGAAAGGAAAACCUGAAACUUGGAAAUAUUGAGCUACGAAUCAAACUACGGGCUGAGAGAAACGAAAACGCAGUUGCAUUCGAAUGGGGUCACAAAACAGGAAAAACAGGAAAGGCACACGAUAGCCUGACAUCAAAAUACAACGAUUCUAUUGGUUGAAUAAAGACCUGGGUGUAACCUAAAGUACAAGGCAGAGCCCCAAACCAUCCAGACAGCUACACUGUAUCUACCAACGAUCAAGACGUAGAAGAAAUUACGGAAAACUUAAAAGAACUUAUAUACAGAAAUUAGCUUAAUUAACUGUCCGAACGAAAGCUAACUGAAGAAACGAGCUGAAAUAUUGACAAGAACCAAGCGACAGAUGAUCACGAACGCGGAAGUGAAGUUUACUUCAAAUCACCGACGGCAAAAGGGAUUGAAAAAUCAAGGUAGUCAAGAACGGUUGCAACGUUCUUUGUAACCAAGGAAUUACAAAAUAUUGACAAGAAAUUGCGAAAAGUACCAGAACGAGCACCGCUACAGAGAGAUAAACCUGAUAUGGCAACCAGUUGGCCAUCUUCAAGGAAAGAAAAUCUAAACUUUUUUCGUCUUUCAAAGCUGUUGAUUGAAUGUGGAACACAUGUCUUAAAAGAUAUAUUCGACUCGAUCCAUUCACCAAGCUCUCUUGACAGCACACUACGUGGUACAGCAGUACAUUCUACUCUAAAGGGCCUGAGAACAAAGAGGAUUCUAACCACUCAGCAAUGGGACAGACUCUACCCUGCCAGUACAAGUACACUUGUCACUUCAGCAGAUUUUGACAUCACACUGUUAUUUGUACUGUUGCGUAAUAUAUGUAGCUUAGCACCCCCAGCAACAGGAUGGGACAAGCCUCCUGUUGCUACAGACCUGAGUAAAGAAGCUGAUUUGGCUCGAGUCAAAUAUUAUAGAAAUGAACUUUAUGGCCACAUCACAAAAACAGCUGUUAGUGACAGUGAUUUUGAGAAAUACUGGAGUGAGAUCUCAGAUGCGUUGGUGAGACUGGCUGGAUCUCAUUACAAACCAGAGAUUGAAAGAAUAAAGAUAGAAGCAAUGGACCCUGAAGAGGAAAAGAAUUUUACUGAAGUACUUAAAGAGUGGGAAAAAAUGGAGCAGACAUUACUUGAAAGGAUGGAGGAGAUUCUUACUAAGAGAGUGAAAGGGAAUUCAGCUGCAGAUGCUUCACAGGCCAAAGAAUAUACAGAAAAACUGAAGUCAUCCAUUAUACAACAAACCGAUUUUCUGUUGUCAGAGGAAGAAGACAAGAAAAUUAGAACCGAUGACAUCUUUACAAGUGUGACUAUACAACGUGGUCCAAAACGCUUCAAGGAGUCCCAAGAGGGAGAAUUGGAUGAAAUUCAAGCAAAGAGUACAAAACUCAAGAACUGUUCAGAUAUGUUUCUUUGCCUGGAAAAUGAUGAUCAGAAAUCUGCAGCUUCUUGCACGACCAAUCCUAAAUCUGUCUUGUUGACGGGCAAAGCAGGAAUUGGGAAAUCCCUCUUUUGUCGGAAGCUGGUACGGGAUUGGUCGUAUGGCCGAUUGUUUGAGGAAGGUCAAGAAAAUGCCAAAGUACCUGAUUUUCAGUUUGUGUUCCUGUUGACAUUCCGUCAACUUCUUCUUCUAGAAAAAGAAGAAGAAAGGGUUGACUUACGUGAUAUAUUAAAUCAGUCCUCCCUGCUGAACGAGCACUCGGUGAUAGACGAGCCAUUACUGCAGUACAUGAUUGAAAAUCCUGAGAAGCUGCUCAUCAUUCUCGAUGGUUAUGAUGAGUAUAAACAUCGAGAGAAAAUCACCGGGGACUAUGAGACAGCAUAUUCAAACGACCCUCAUGAAAAAAUACCUGUUCCUGCUCUGAUUGCCAAAAUCAUGAAAGGAAAGAUGUUAAACGGUGCAGUGGUCCUCGUAUCCUCGAGGCCUGGCGAAGCCGAGGAAUUAAAAAAAAAUAUGUUUGAUGUGAGAUGUGACAUUCAAGGAUUUUCUUCACUUCAAGUGCUAGAAUACAUCGAAAAAUAUUUUAAAGCGAACGAAAGCAUGAAGAACAAAGUACUCGAUCACAUCAAAACGAAUGAAAUUCUUUUGAGUUUUGGUCACAUUCCUGUGAUGUGUUUUCUAAUGUGCUUCUGUAUUAAAUGGUACAUGACUGAAUCAAAAACCACAGAAAAACUACCCAUCACAAUAACAGAACUUUAUCAUGAAGUAAUCAAAGUAUUUAUCAAGAAACAUUCCUCUUCUAAAUAUGAAGAAAUGGAAGAAACUAAAGUACAAGAAAUAUUACAUAAACUAGCUGAACUAGCGRUGAAUUUAAUGAUGGAAGAUAAAUAUAUUUUCAACGAAAAAGAUAUGAAAAAAUUCAAUCUUAACGAUGAAGAAAUAACAAACCUGAAAGCGAGUGGAUUACUUGACUGUUGUCCUGGCGUUAAAAAAUCUCCAUUCGAGAAACCACCACUUGAAUUUACGUUCACCCACUUAACGAUUCAAGAAUUUCUCUGUGCUUUUUUGUUUGUAGAGAAAAAACAAAUCCCAGAGAAAAAGAAAGCGAGCGAUGUGACAUUUAUGUUCAUGGCGGGAAUGUUUUCAAGAGAAAGAGAUGGGAAAAUGAUAGAAAAGUUGAUAGAAAAUACCAAACCAGAGGACAAAGACGAUCAUAGGAAUAAACUGCUAACUUUAUCCUGUCUGUACGAGUACAAAGACGAUGGAUUUUCUACCAGAGUCAUAAAUAACCUUAAACAGGUAUACUGUAAUAGGGAUGGGGAGAUUGAAUUUAGAAAAAUAACAGAUAUCGAUUGUCUGUACAUAAGUUAUUUAUUAGAUAUAGUGAAUUUAAUUAACGCAGAACAAACUAAACAACAUCCAGCAUUUACGCAGCCUUUUAUUGUUCAUUCAUUGUGCAUUGAGUGGUCAACUUUAUCAGCAUCAGGGAUCAGAAUGUUGUGUAAUUCUCUUGCUCGUAUUUCUGCUGUUGAUGAGCUGUCGCUGUGGGCUUGUGAACUAGUAGACGAUGAAUGUAUUAAAAUAAUUUGUGAACUGUUGCCUAGUACUAAGAUAACAAACCUAUACCUAAGUAGGGACAAUAUAACAGAUAUUGAUGUUAAACAAAUAUCCGACAUGUUGCCUCGUACUAAUAUAACCCUCAUAGAACUAAGUGAUAACAAGAUAACGGAUGUUGGUGUUAAAAUAAUAUGUGACAUGUUGCCUCGUACUAAUGUAACACAAUUAUACCUACAUAAUAAUAACAUAACAGAUGUUGGUGCUCAGUGUCUAUGUUCAGUAUUAACACGUGAUGAUUGUCGUGUAAAAGAGUUAAAAUUACAGGGUAAUAACAUAUCAAGUGAAUGUGAACUGUCUCUAAGACAACAACUGAUCCCUGGUGUUGAGUUGAUUAUUUAGAUCGAUAAGACUUAAUCGUUUUGCAUUUGUUUGAAGUGUAAUUGUUCUCUCCCUUGCCACGAGGGUUUUUCUCCAAAUUCUCUGGUUUACCUCCCUCCAUAAAAAUCAACAUGUGAGUUGAGAAUGGAGAAUGUAUUGAAUAUAGACGACCCCACAAGCUUCUGACUUCAAAGCCUACCAUGUAUAAAUGAAAAAAAGAUUGAUUGACUGAUUUAUGUAUAAAAUACUGACUCAUUAGCCCAUAAUAAACGUGUAGAAUACUUUAAUAUUUUAUUCAAAAAUAAAGAAAUUCUUGUAGUUUUA
Actinia tenebrosa (Australian red waratah sea anemone) is the source of this 3771-nucleotide messenger RNA. RefSeq names its product NACHT, LRR and PYD domains-containing protein 3-like. The record is from RefSeq and is a predicted model, not a curated record. NCBI's taxonomy places the organism in Eukaryota, Metazoa, Cnidaria, Anthozoa, Actiniaria, Actiniidae. Gene Ontology annotation, molecular function: protein binding. Gene Ontology annotation, cellular component: cytoplasm.